This is a messenger RNA of Mycena citricolor, 2415 nucleotides long. NCBI's taxonomy places the organism in Eukaryota, Fungi, Basidiomycota, Agaricomycetes, Agaricales, Mycenaceae. The record is from the annotation of a GenBank genome assembly.
AUGACUUGUAACUCAACCGAUCCCACAGCGGGGAGCUACCAUAAGUCUGGCGUGCAACUUCGGUUCCUGAGGACAGAUCCGACGGGAACAGGUCAUGAUAGCUGGGAUGCUUUCUAUCACCGGUCCACGAUCAUUCAAAUGCGACCAAACCGAGUCUACGGACACGAUAUCUCAGUGGUUUGCUAGAACGGUGCUGCCAUUCGAACCUCAAUCACCACCUCAUCUUGCGAUUGGGCUGCAUCUGAAGCUGGUGUAAAACUCAGCCUCGACUAUUGAAUCCGACGUGCCCUCUAACUUGGAGCUGGGAUCGUGUUGACGGCAUUCGUGCGGAGGCUGACCAUAAUUAUAUCAGAGCGGCAAAGAGUUUGAAUUUGUGGCGGAUGACUGGUGGGCAUGACUUCGGUAACACGCAGCUGACGAUCUGAGCGGGAAGCAUCCAAGAUGAGUGUAAAAACGACAAUUCAUUGUCUUUCCUUGCGGUGCACUCACGAGUUAGAACUCCCUCAAAACACAUAUUACAAUCGGAGCAGGCACGGACACGGACUUGCGUCGGGCCGAGGUUACGCCGCCUCGCGUCAGCCAAAAUUGAUCAUCGUACCACCCCACGGUCCCCCACCGCCUUGCACUGACACCAUCCAUCCUUCCCUUCAUUCACCCGGUCAUCCUUCCCAUCUGCCGCGCGGAGCACACGUAUAUCGUAAUCUCCCCAUCCAUCGCCCAAGCGGCGCUUACUCUCGUACCUGCUUGACGCCCACAGUAUUUCGCGAUCGUCUUCCGCCAGCACGCGUCCUUACCCACUCUCAAACGCACCACAAGUAGACUGUCGGACCAUGGACCUGGCUGCGACGGAACGCGUGCCGUCGCUCUGGUUCUUGGACGGGAACAUCGUCAUCAGCGUGCGCGGCGUGCUCUUCCGCGUAUUCCGUGGCAUACUCGCGGCUCAUUCGAGCGUCCUUGCGGAGAUGCUUGCUACCGAUGCGGAAGAGGGCACGGAGAGCAAGCGGGAGAUGGUGGAUGGGUGCCCGGUUCUCGUGCUGGACGACUCGGCGGCGGACAUGAUGUAUUUUCUAAAAGCGCUUUUCGACUACGAAUUCUUCGCGCCCUAUCCGGCAAAAACAGACUUCGACGCCAUCCACGGCGUUCUUCGGCUUGGCACUAAAUAUCGCGUAGAGCCCCUGCGUCGACGGGCACUACAACAUCUUUCCUCAGUGCACCCGACUAGCCUGUUGGCAUGGGAUGCCCUCUGCGCGACUUCACCCUCCGCUUCCACGUCCUCCCUGGGCUCAUCUACCUCUGCCUCUGCAGCCCCGGUUCCUGCACCAAGGUCGCCCACAACCCGCGCCCCGGCCCCGGCGCUGGCACUGACGGAUCCCUACGCCGCCGGCCCCUCCUUCGACUUCUCGCACCUCGAGCUCCCCAUCAUCGCACUCGCACGCGCCGCCUCCGCCCCGUGGAUCCUCCCCACCGCCUUCCUGCGUGCCUUGGCGGUCCUGUCCACCAGCGACAUCCUCGGUGGGAUCGACUACACCGGCGUGCACGUCGAGCUGGAGCGCGCCGACAAGCUGCUCCUGCUGGAUGCGCGCGGGAUGGGCGAGCAGGUCAGCGAUGUGCUCGGCUUCCUGUGGAGCCCCAUGGCAAUCCCCGGGUGUACGGGGCGGAGCGGGUCCGACGGUGGCACCGGCAUGUCGGCGUGCACAGCUGAUCGCAUGGCGGUGAGAGCUGCGGCCGAGCGGUGGAGGGCGGAUGGGCUGUUCCCGAUCGCUAUUAGCACGGGUCCAGUGCCGGGCACUUUCGCAGAGGACGACGAGCAGGACGACAAAGACAUGGAUCAAGAUGCAGAUGAUUCUGGCCGGGCGAUCUGGUCCGAGGAGGACUUUACUCGACUCCGGGUUUGCUCGACGUGCAUGGCCUACAUGCGUGCGGAUUGGACGUCUCGUAGGGAACGAUUCUGGGAACGUCUUUCUGCUGUGUGGGGAUUGCCCAAGUGGGAGGAGCUUGAGAGAAUGAGGCGGGAGAGUGGGUGUUAGACGUAAGAAAAUAGACUAAGCUUUGCUUCAUUCACCUGCACUUUGUAUAUCGCACCGAAUCUGACUGUAUUUCUAUUGAUUGUUUGACCCAAGUCCCAGCAGUCACUAUGGACCAGCUCACUCUUCGAUAAUGUGUGAUCAUGUCCGAGAAGCUGAGGGGCCUGAUUCUCAUCUACAUCUGCAUGGCCUGAUCACGGUUGUGCCUUCGAGAAUUUCCACGCACGAUGAAGGUAACGUCAUUCAUUUUCGAGCUGCCGGCACACCGGGGGAUCAUUAAAAAAAGGUGCCCCAAUCAAAGAUUUAUAUUUUCAGUAUUGUAGUACAAAAACUAUGCUACAAUAGGUUGCCCAAUACUUUUAAUAUAAUCUGCCAUCAUCGGUUACCUGUU